Molecule: messenger RNA, 2862 nt
Organism: Adineta ricciae
Lineage: Eukaryota; Metazoa; Rotifera; Eurotatoria; Adinetida; Adinetidae
Source: the annotation of a GenBank genome assembly
AUGAAUGAAACAAAGAAGAACAUCUUUCUGCUAUCCUUCAUAUUGAUAUUAGCCAAUUUAGUUCAAAGUGAUGAACUAUUAUUCGCACAACUGGAACGUGCAAUUGUCGACGACGGAAAUAUUGUAUUAACAGCAUCAGCUGAUGUUCAAUGCAAUGCGACUUGUCUUAAUAGUAGCACAUGUGAAGUCAAAGCAAACUUCUGUUAUAUCGAAGGAGAAUGCUAUUCAGAAAAUGAAACUCGUUCGAAUAGUAGCUUGACGUGCUUACAAUGUUUACCGGAAAAAAAUCAAACUUCUUGGUCUAUGAAACCCAGCUGUUUACCAAAUUCAAUUUGCUCCAAUCUCACACUUCUCCUACAAAAUGUCUGUCAUAAUAAAAACAUGAUUCUGGACUUUCAUGUCAACCACGAAGCAGCAAUUACUAAGUAUUACGAUUUUCAAGGAUGCAAUCAAAAGGAUAGGCAAUGUCAAGCGGGCUUCUUUUUUAAUGAUACGAAUCCACAACCUCUGGUUUGUUGUCCUGGAUUUUUUUGUCCUGAAGGGCAACGAUGCAUGAUCCCAUGUCGACGAGGCGCCUACUGUCCUUCUCCACUAACACCUAGCAAUGGAAUUUGCGUAGCUCCCGUAUCAAAAUGUCCACAACAUCAAAUGAAAGACUAUGAAUAUUACGGAUGUGGUGGCUCAGCGAAAGAGAGCUACUGCCCGGCGCGAUCGUAUUGUAAAUCUCCUGCCGAACGACAAGCAUGUGUCAACGAUAGUAGCUAUUGUCCGAUGGGAGUUGACAAAGAACUAUCGUGUCCACCCGGUUUUACUUGUAUAGAUGGAGUAGCACGAAGAACACGACUCUUAGUCAAAGUUGUUAUUACUGUGCUCUGUGUCGUCUUAGGUUUGACGAUUUGUGCUGUACUUUUCCAAUGGCUUGCGCUAAAAAAGAAACUUUUUGGACAACAUGGAAUUAUAGAUCCUCCAGGUGUAAGUGAUUAUUUCCGAGUACGUCUCAAUCAUCAUAAAACGAGUCAACACAUUCAACUUCACAUUCAUUUAAAUCGAGCGAAACUACGCAAUGUUACUCGUUUUAAUUCCGAACUCAACGAAGGUUUUACUGGCCGAAUAGGUGCUGGAAAAAUAACAGCUCUUAUGGGUGGUUCAGGUUGCGGCAAAAGUAGUCUGUUAGAGACAAUUCAUGGUCGUCGAAGGUUACAACGCGAUGGAUAUAUCACAUUCGCAGAAUACGAGCCACUCUCCAGUGAACUUACCGAUUACAUUGGUUACGUUCCCCAAGCUGAUAUCAUGCAUAAUGAUCUAACAGUCUUUGAAACUGUCUACUAUUCAGCGCGAGCAAGACGACUGAACGAUCCGAGCCGAGUUAUCAAAAAUGACGUAUGUUUCGUUUUACAGAAGUUAGGAUUACAGAUCAUGCACAACAAUUUGACGAAGAAUCUUUCUGGAGGUCAAAGAAAACGGGUGAAUGUAGCCAUGGAAGUUGCUGCUUGUCCUAAAGUGUUGCUGUUGGACGAACCAACAUCGGGCUUGGACACUGCGUCAUGUGAUGAUCUAUUCGAUCUUCUCGAACUAAUCAAAUAUAGUGCAGCUGGACCGGUUACUAUCAUUACUGUUAUUCAUCAACCAAGUCAAGAGUUAUUCGAAAAAAUCGAUGAUAUCUUCUUUCUAACUCCGUUAUGCUGUUUAGCGUAUCAAGGACCACGUCAUCAAGCUAAGGAGUUCUUGAAACAGAAACUCUUCGAAGAUCUUAACCGAUGUCCUACUCCGAGACAUAAUGAUUGUGACACGUGUUUUAUCAUGUUAACGAAAGCACAAGAACAUAUCGAGAAUCAUUUUGUUGAAGAUGAGAGAGUGCAUCAACCGUUGACGACAUAUCCCAUACUCAAACGAAUUUUCCUUCCAUUCUUCUAUGUUUUAUCACGCUGUGUUCGACAAAUCUACAUCCGUGGUGCCAUUGUCGAAGCUUUGUAUCUAUUAGCUUAUUUCGUGUUAGGCACGUGCAUCGGUUAUCUAUUCGAAAAUGCUCAACAAGACGAAUGUGAUAUAAAAAGUUUACCAACAAUCUAUUUUCUCCUCAGUUUAGCAUUCGGGAUUUUAACUUGCAUCUCCAGUCAACGUCUGUUCGGAGUAGAGAUCACCGAUCAAACAUUCGAACGAGAAAGUCGCAACUACUAUCAUCCCUUUCAAUAUUGGCUAGCGAAAAGUUUGGUCGACAUUAUUCGAUUGGUCCUAUAUCCUCUUUUGUUUCUGAGUAUGAUGUACAUCGAAAUUGUCCCGAGAGGAUCAUUUGCAUACUAUCUCGCUAUUCUGGUACUACUUUCAUUUGUUUGCUCCGGCAUUGGACAGUUGGCUUCGGUUAUUUUUAGUCGAACUGAAUACGCUUACCUGGCUGGAACAAUUGUGGCACUUCUCUCCUGUCUUCUAUCAGGUUUCAGUCCACCCAAAGCAGACUUGGGACGUAUGGGUUUCAUCACCACUAUAUCCUUUUCGCGUCAUGUUCAAAACUCGUUGUUUCACCAUGAAACUAGUCUCUAUGUCACAAAUGGGACGGAUAGAACGUACAUAUGGUCGGUUCAGAUCGAAAGUCUUCGAAAGCACUAUUCGUUCGAAGAUAACGAACACCCUUACCUUUGGCUUCUUUGUAUUGGCUUGUUCUUGCGCCUUUUAACACUUCUUUUUCUCUAUGGCAAAUCUGAAUACCGAUCCAAGUUUCGCUUUCACGUCACACAUGCAGUUCCAUUUCUAACAAGUCUAUUCAGCUGCCGCCAAUGUCGGAAGCGUUCGCCUGCAAGAGCCUAUGCAAAACCGCAGCAGCUACAAAUAUUUAGCUACCAACAGGCCUAUCGCAAUAUAUUUUGA